AUGCAACGCCUCCGCACCCGCCAGAUCCAUCUUCCCACCCUCAAACGCUCUCCUCGUAAACUCCCCUGGUUCCGCCAUCCUAACCCCGCUACCGAAUGCAGAAAGCGCAUCGAGGGUGUCGUGGAUGGUGGAGUGUCCGCCGUGGAUGUGCAGUUCGAGCGUGGGUUCGGAGGUGUAGCUGUGCGGGGCGGGGAAGUAGAUGACGCCGGAGGGGGAGUCGAUGAUCUCGUGGGUGGUGGGGUGGUGGAUGUUGCGCAGGACGAGUUUGUGCACAGGUGGAAGGCGCGUGUAGGGCCGGAGGGAGGUGGUGAGGCAGAGAGAGAAGUAGAGAUUGGGGACGAGAGGGCCGGAGAUGCGGAUGAUGGCGACGCCUGCUCGACCGGCGCCAGUGGCCAGAGCGAAGAUGGUAUCGUUGGUGGUGGGAUCCGAAGAAGGAGAAGCAGAGGUGCUGAGGUUGCGGUGGCUGUAUGGAUGCGAAGGAAUCGGUUGUGA
Molecule: messenger RNA, 492 nt
Organism: Pseudozyma hubeiensis SY62
Lineage: Eukaryota; Fungi; Basidiomycota; Ustilaginomycetes; Ustilaginales; Ustilaginaceae
Product: gamma-tubulin ring complex protein
Exons: 1
Coding region: 1-492 (163 amino acids)
Source: RefSeq, a predicted model, not a curated record